UGGAAGUGAAUCGAUUGUCGCAUGAUCGAACAUCAAAAUAAAGUUUACAUGGACACACCGGACGGAGCGGCUGUAAGUCUGACCCAAACAUGAAUUAAGUCAAAUUCAUGGGCAAGUAGUUUGUCAGGUCAACGAAAUAUAGUGAGCAGGAUGGAGAACAGUGUGAAAGAUACCUUACACUGUGAGGAGCAGCUGAGGACUACACUGUACUGCGAUGACAAGGAGAAGCUUCGUAAGAAGUUGGUGUUGUUGCAAAGGGAAUACCUGAGGACAGCAGAGAGACUUCAGCGUGCCGAGCGUACAGAGGCAGUGAGGAGACAUGUGAGGAGCAGGAUUACCCAGCAGAACCAUCAGGACCAGAGAGAUCGAGAGGUCACACCUGAACCUUGUCAGAUCCCACCUCCACUGAAGCUGGACACGCAGAACAAGAUCACAUCGGAUGUACCUCAGCACCAGGGACCCACUGGAGCAGAUUAUGAAAUGUCCAGGACGAGCCCGGUGAUCAGGUUCCUGCUCCCUUCUGAUGCUGCUUGUCCACAAACUCCAGAUCCUUGCCACGAUGAAGCUAAGAGUCACAGACCCAGUCCUGCCCUGCGCCUGAGGUCACGACGCAGCCGCCUACGCUGGGAGAAGCGGGCUGCUGAGGGCAGCAGGAGCACAGACAACAGUGAGGAAGGACUGGAGCAGAGUGAAAGGACAGAGACUUCCAGAGCAGAAGGAAGCGAAGAGAAAGUCAAUACAGAGGGAAGAGAGGUUGUGAAUGAAAGUGAGGAGCUUUUUUCUGGUGCAGAUUCUGAGUCUCCCUCCCUGCUGCUAACACACUGGAACACAUGUGGACCAACUGAAACAGGAAAUAUGGAGGGAAAAGAGAGACAAGGAGGACAAGAAGAAAAGACUGAAUCAAGAGCUGAAGGGAAAAAAGAAUCAGAGCGGUCCAAUUUGUUGCCCACAUGUGGGAGCCCUGCUAUACACACUGAAGGAAGAGAUGGCUCUCAAAAUAAAAGAAAGGAGACUGAGGGAGGAGAUAAAGGUGAAACUCGCAGAGGAGACAGGAUUGGACAGUUUUGUGAAGACAGCAGUAAUCAAGAUACUGUACAAAAUGCAGCAGAGGGGAUAGAAAGUGAAAAAAGUCAUGAUAAAUCAGUUGAAAUAAAAGAAGAAAAACGUGAGGUGGUUGGAGGAGAGCAUGAUGUAAAGGGAGUGGGUCUCCUGGACUCCUGUACAUUAGUGGAAGGGCUACUUUUUCCAGCAGAGUACUAUGUGCGAACCACAAGACGUAUGACAUCAUCACAGAGCCAACCUGACAUGCAGGCCGUCAUACUCUCCCAGCUGAGCAGCGGACGACCUCGCAGGAGGAGCCGGGGCCGCGGCAGAGGAUUGAACAGACACACACACAACUAUGAGCUUUCAGAUGAACGUUCUGAGGCAGAUUUCUCCUUACUGACAGCUGCAUCCCCAUCUGUAGGACGUCGUAUUGAGUCACAGGUUGCUGACACGCCUGCUGAGCUGAACAGUCCGAGCUCCAGUGAGAUUUCAGAUCAAAUCUCAGCUUGUCAGAUCGAUAUGGACACUAGUUUUUCUCCUACAGUCACCACUGCUCGUCCAGGAAGAGGCAGGAAGAGAAGAGGUAGAGGCAGAGGGAGACCACAGACCCCUCGAUGCGCCCCUCAGCCAGACUUUGGACAAACCUCAGAUGAUCCCCUCCCCACCAGCUCCCCAGUCUCUUCCUUCCCAUCGCUUGAAGGAGCUGAUGGACCAAAGACCUGCAUUACUCCUCAAGAAGCUGUCCCAGUGCCAGAUGACUCCCAGCCUGCAUCCAUUCACAGCACAGCUACACAGCCUUCCUCUGGAGGUAAUAGGGCUCAGUGUAGCUCUGCCUCUGGACAUCAGGUCUAUCCCAUCUUUCUGAAGAGCAGCGGAAGGACGAACAGAUCCUCACAUAUGAGCAGAUGCACAGAAAGCUGGCGAUCUCUCCUCCUGCCCUCCUCUCCACCUGCACAGACGUCUCUGCUUCCUCUGCCUUCUCUGUCUUCCAGCCUGAUGAUAAAUAACCUAAUGAACUUUGACAUCCCACAAGACUUCCAUCUCCCUGAUGACCAGUUUGCCUCCCUAAAGCUGCACAAGCUUCGCCAAGUCGCUGUGGAGUCAGGAGUCGAACAUUUUACUUCUCCAUCUUUCAACACACGCAGGAGCAUCCGGCGCUCUGAGAUUUGCCACAGCAGCGGUGACCCAGUGAUGCCUCUUCCACUCCAGCUCAGCCUCACACCCACAAUUCCUCAUUCAAACAAUCCCAGUGAAGCAAAACACACUUCUACACAAUCCAUAGACCUCCAAAACCUGUCAAGAGAGCACAAGCUCACAGGUAAAUUGACAAGCCAGACUGACACCGUCUCAGCAGAAUCUGUGUCAGUUGUUCAAGAUUGUGUUGCUAACUGUGUCGAUCAGUAUAAAGAGAGUGAUACUGUGAAGGAUGAUGUCAUCAGUAAGUCAGAUGAGCUCAAAAUAAAAGAGUCUUCUGUCACUUCAUCAGAAAAACAACCAGAUUGUCCAGGUUUAGUCCUUCCUUUGGAGGAUCAGGGGUCUACAAAACACCAAAAAGAAGACAAAGCUAUCAUCAAGACUCUUUGCUUUGAGGAGCCUUUUAACACCUGCACCUCUGUACAGACAUGUAAUGGCAGUGAAGCUCCAGGAGGGUCUCCUGUGCAACAUCUGAAUGCAAAAUGUCCUGAUGAAGAGUUAAAGGAAUCCUCAAAAUCUAACACAAGUCCUGCCAGAGUACAUGAAAAUCCACCGCUCCACAGUAUCCACUCCCAGCUCCUGUUGAGCCCUCCUGUGGCAUCAACUCCCUUCAUAACCCCCCACCUGCGCUCCUCUGCCCUCCUCUCCAGCCCCACACUACCCUCACUUGGAUUCACCCCCCACUGUGCUGCCCUUCCCCUGACAUCCUCUCCCUCUGCCCCAGCUAUCACCCUGCCUCCUCCUCAUAGCCCGUCCAUCCAGGCCCUCUCUCCUCCAGCUCUCUCUCCAUGUCCAUCCUUCACUUCCCUCCCUCCUAGCCAACCCCCUACUUCCCCUGCCGGCCAGAUUCAGGCUUCAUCUGAGCAGUCCGAGAGGGUAGAAGUGGUUGAACCGGAUACCAGCGUCCACUCACAGGGCUCAGGCCGUCAGAUGGGCCUGACGAUAGAGGAGACAGUGGAGGAACACACGAUGACAUGCACACACACAUUAAAGGCCCCAGCAGGAGGCUGUCUGGUGGAUGCGUGCUGUCUGCUCGGAUCCUCAGGUGGUUUGUGUGUAGCAGCAGCUGGAAAAUGGGCAGUGUGUCUCUGGAGUCAGACUUCAGCUUCUAAAUGGAGCUUAAUACACACCUGGGCUUUCAGUGAGCCAGUGAUCAAUGUGUUUCCUGUCCCGGAUGCUGCUGGGCUGAUUUGUGUGACUUUGGGUCAGUUAGAAAUCAGAGAAGUGAGGAUGCUGUCGUGCUCCAGCCUCUUGCAGGUGCUGCUCUGUGAUGGACUUGUCCAGGCUGUUGCUGGAGUGUCCAGGUCCAGAGUGGUUACCUCCUCACACUCAGCAUCUGGUUCCACCCUGCAGGUGUUGACGCUGUCCGACAGUGGAAGCACGCAGAGUUGUCAGCCUCUGGUGUCUCCUGGUGUUUGUGUCGGGGCCCUCGCUCCGGUGGACGGACUCUCAGACGCUCUGAUCGGCACAGAUGAGGGAGGAUGCCUCUUUGUCUGGAAUUUGAAGACUGGACAGCUGCUGCAGAGAAUCAGCCUCGGAGAUGGUUUAUCACAUACAGCCUGUCUCAGAGGAUUCUCCUCCUGUGGAGUGUUAUUUGUCCUGCUGCAGCAUCAGUUACUCAGCCCAGAGGAGGAGGAGAAGGAGGAGGAAAGCAAGAAGUCCGCCCUGCUCUCUUUGAUUGCUGUUAACCCUCUGAGUGGAAAAUCUGUCCUGGCUACUCAUCUGUACGCGCCCAAAGCCUGGUCUGGCAGGCUGUGUGAAGCUGAUGUUAACAGAGGCAGCGUGGUGGGUCUGAGUCAGAGCGGUUGUGUGUGUGUGUGGGAGCUCGGGCGUCGCGGGGCCUCCAGGAUGGUGUGGGCUCCUGAGAGCGAAGGCUGGCAGAUGGCUCGAUGGGGGGCAGGAGGUACGCUGCUGACUGGACAUCAUAACGGAGAUGUUACUUUACACUACGAUGGUACGAGUUAGACGUCACUCUUCCAUCAACAAGAGACUCUUUGGUUACUUUUUAAAAAUAGAAACAUCUCUCUGUCACUUUAUGAAUGUUUACAUGAAGAUUUUAACAUGGCUGCGGUUCAGAGACACCUUUUAAAAUCCUUAAAUGUCACAUUUGUUUAUUCUCCCUGAUCCUGAAUGUACUGCAUGGAGGAUUGUGGCCUCUGUUAUCAUUGUAACCUGAGGAAAUUCAGCUGUCAUGUGCAGGAGUGUCUCUGUAACCUCCAUGUCACUGUACUACUAAGUUCAAGACAUUUAAAUACUGUAAACUGUAUAUAUUGAACAAGUCACCGAGCUGCUGCUGCUAAAGGAAAAGAGGCUGAAUUGUUAAAGGUUGAGGGCUUUGAAAUUAUUCUAGUUUUCCUCCAGCCUUUUGAAAAAUUCUCCACUUGUGUUUUUAUAGAGCUGGACUUUUGAUGUUGGAUUUUAACCCCAGUCUGUAAACCACCUUUGAGUUUUACUCCUGUCGUUUUGACUGUUCCUUACUGUGACUGCUUGAAUAUAUUGUUCAUAUUCCUGAUAUUUAAAGAAAAAGAAAUGUUGCCAAAGUUUGUUUUUAUAAUUUACAUUAAACAUUUGUGAAAUCUGUUGUA
Molecule: messenger RNA, 4823 nt
Organism: Acanthopagrus latus (yellowfin seabream)
Lineage: Eukaryota; Metazoa; Chordata; Actinopteri; Spariformes; Sparidae
Gene: palb2
Product: partner and localizer of BRCA2
Exons: 13
Coding region: 151-4203 (1350 amino acids)
Biological process (GO): double-strand break repair via homologous recombination
Cellular component (GO): nucleoplasm
Molecular function (GO): protein binding; DNA binding
Source: RefSeq, a predicted model, not a curated record